Messenger RNA from Mollisia scopiformis, 306 nucleotides. RefSeq lists its product as uncharacterized. The transcript is spliced from 2 exons. NCBI's taxonomy places the organism in Eukaryota, Fungi, Ascomycota, Leotiomycetes, Helotiales, Mollisiaceae. Bases 1 to 306 code for a protein of 101 amino acids. The record is from RefSeq and is a predicted model, not a curated record.
AUGCACGGCGUAACAAAUUCAUCGCAAAUCGAGAAGCGGCUUGCUCUCUAUGAAGACAUAGGACGGAAUCGUGCGGCAUCAAUCCAGGUACUGAGUAGUGUUGGCUAUGAUGAGCCGGUCCCGAAAGCGGUGGCAGAGUACUUAGAAGGACGUCCUGUUCCGAACAAUAUGAAGGAGAUUAUUCAGUUGGAGUAUGGCGAUGAUGUGCUGCUUCGGACUAUUGAGGUUAUGACCGAAUUCGAUCCGACAUGGAAUAUUCCGGAUGGGUCUUUUCCAGCUGGAUACAAUAGCGAAGCAUACAGCUAG